Coffea eugenioides is the source of this 2800-nucleotide messenger RNA. RefSeq lists its product as uncharacterized. NCBI's taxonomy places the organism in Eukaryota, Viridiplantae, Streptophyta, Magnoliopsida, Gentianales, Rubiaceae. The coding region runs from base 1 to 2178 and encodes 725 amino acids. The transcript has 13 exons. The record is from RefSeq and is a predicted model, not a curated record.
AUGGACCUUAUGGAUGCAGGGGGGCAUAGAAGGCUCCAGUUACAAGAGUUGGAGGAAUUAAAGAAUGAAACCUAUGAGAACGCGGCAAUUUAUAAGGAGAAGAGCAAAAUCUUUCACGACCAACAAAUUUCAAGGAAAUCAUUUAUAGUGGGGCAAAAAGUCCUCCUGUAUCACUCGAGACUUAAACUUUUCCCUGUGAAAAUCCAUAGUUUGAAAACGGAGAAAAAGUUCGUUGUAAAUGGUCACCGUCUAAAGCCUUACUAUGAGGGGUUCAAUAGUGAGCAGGUGGAGGUCAUAUGUCUUGAUGACCCGAAUUGUAUGGCAAAACUAGGGGUUCCGAGGUGUGCCCACGUCUUGGAAGGAAUGCGCCAGGUGCACUGGGCAACUUGGAGACCAUCAGUUCCAAGGCGUGCCCACAUCUUGGAAGGGAUUCUCUCUUGGACAUUAUUUAGACGCAAUGGUCAGAAGACUCUUCUACUCUUCCAUUUCCUUUGUGUUGUCUUGAUUCCACUUUCUUUUGUCCCUUUUUUUGUUGCCGUCCACCGCCACCUUCGAAGAUCCGCCGCCCGUCGCUGCCCGUUGUCCGCCGCCGCCGCCUCUCCACGGUUGCGCGUCUCUUUCUCCUUCUCCUCCAUCGCGCUCUCUCAUAUCGCCGCACCUCUGCUUGGGCACUGCCACCCGUCGCUGUCCAUCAGUUGCCGCCGCCCUACGCCACCUCGCACGGCCGGAUUUCCUGUAUCCAAUUUCGAAGGAUUUUUCUGCCGGAGACACAAUUUCGAACAGAAAUCCACAGAAGUCACAGCGCAGAAGCAGGAGCAGUACAAAACAAAGAUUGAAGCUGUUGCUGCAGUAGUUAGUUCAGUUGCAAGGAAUAUUGGAUCCACUAGAGUAGUUGAUGUUGGUGCUGGACAGGGUUAUCUGGCACAAGUACUUUCCUUCCAACACGGGCUUUCUGUGUAUGCAAUUGAUGCCUGUUUGCAUCACGGGAAAGUUACAGAUGCAAGAGCUGAGCGAGUUAGAAAGUAUUAUGCUUCUAAGAUGCGCAAAUCAGGAUUGGAAAGCAGAGAGUUGAGCAUCCCGAAGACAGUAACAUGCCAGGUGCUGUCUGCUAAUAUGCUGAAUAACUUGAGUAGCUCCUUUAUUCAGGGGGAACAUGCAAAGAAGCCAAAUGUAGUAAGCGAGAUUAUGUCUGAACAACGUGAAGGACCUCAUGAGAGUGAAUUGCCUUCUACCUCUGAUGUGUUUUGCAGCUCUUCGUUGAUCCUUGCUGGACUUCAUGCCUGUGGUGAUCUUUCAGUGACAAUGCUAAGGACAUUCUUGGAGUCCGACCAAGUUAAAUCUGUCAUUAGCAUUGGGUGUUGCUACAAUUUAUUGUCCGAGGAUGAUAGUGACAAAGCUUCUUCUGUCUGCGGGUUUCCAAUGAGCAAAGGUGUUAAAUUUACAGGCUUUGCACUGGGGAGAAGUGCGCGUGAUCUUGCUUGUCAGAGUGCAGAAAGGUGGAAGUGUUUGGGAGAAUUUGCUGGCCUUCAUAAUUUUGAGUUGCAUGCUUUUCGUGCUGCUUUCCAGAUGGUUCUUUCACAAUAUUAUCCAAAAUUGUUGAUGGAAAGUCCUUCCCUAGGGCGUCAAGGGAAAGCUUUACGCCGCCAACAGCACCAGAAGAUCCUGGAGUCUAAUUUGAGCUAUGAAGAGCCUAAAUUCUUCUCAGCUUCCUCAUCUACAAACAUCUCUAAGGAAGGAAGUCGGUUUGCCUUUGCUUGUAUAGAAAGCAGAGAUACUGAGAAAAAAGUUGCAGGUUCAUGCUGUGAUAUUGAUGGCCUUUCUUGUGAAUCUUUUGGUGAGAGUUCCAUGAAUGAAGAGACUAGUUCUUUUGACAGAUUCUCACUGUUUUUGGAAUUUUGCCACUCUGGACUAAACCGUCUUGGCCUCCAUUAUUUGUCGGACAUAGAACUUCACAAAGUGUGGGAGGAAACAGAACCAUUUUCUGUAUUAAUUGGACCUUACUGGUCUCUUCGUGCUGCUUUGGGACCCGUUCUGGAAACUAUUAUUCUGCUUGAUAGAUUGUUGUUCCUCCAGGAGCAAGGCAGUAUCGUAGAAGCAGUCAUGUUACCUAUAUUUGAUCCUGUAUUAUCUCCAAGGAACGUAGCUUUAAUCGCAAAGAAAAGGACGACACCUGUGUAGAUUGUAGGGAGUUAAACCACCAAUUAGUUCCUUGAAUCAUCCUGGGCUAGUAGUGUUAUAUAUAGCUGGGGGGAUAAUGCGUCAUAAAGUUGUAUAUGUAUCUUCUCGUGUAGGGCUGGAAAUGAGGUUUUGCCCAUAGGUGCCGCUUGAACAUUUGGAAACCUAAAUCGUGAUUCUGAAAUGUAUGCUUUGCUUCUUAGGAGGUCAAAUUGAAAUCAUUUGCUUUUGUGGAAGACAAGCUAAGCUGGUUUAAAGAGGAAAAGUAAACAGCAAAGAUUUGCGUUUGUGUAGCCCGAGCGACCCCGGUUAAGUUAGUGUGUGGAAUUGCCUGAGUCUGGUGUCAUGCUAUCAGAGCACUAAAGAAGUGGUUUUGGGGGUGACACUGACACUAGUAUUAAAUAUCUUGUUGGCCGGCCUUUGAUGACAGAUUGAAGUUCAUACAGGUGACAUUCUUUGGUGAGAUGCUUGCGGCUCCAGUCACUGCUACCUCGACUUACCCUAAUCUAAAUAAUUCGCAUAAAUUAUAGUUGCUUACAUGUAUUCAAACUUGACAUUUGAGCACUCCUUUCCUCUCUUCUUCUUGCCUCUUUUAUCUCUUGUAUUUUUCCACUAUAUUCCGCGA